CCAGAGCGAGCGAGAGUCAGUGCGGCCGGGGAUCUGAGCCGGGCCAGACGCACACCGUUCCGGCCUCCGCGGCCUUGUCCUCUUUAAAACCCCGAGUGCAGUGUGAAGGCCCUCAUUAAAAAAAAGAGUAUGUGAAUAAUAGUCGCCAAUGCCACUCCAUUUCAUCCUACCUCAUUACAUCAAAGCAACGACGUGUGCUCCUUCUUGUAUUACGAGUGAUUAAGGUACUUAUGAACACUUCAAACUGAAAAGGAAAAUUAAGGGGAAAAGUAAUAGUAAUAAUUUCUACUAUAUUAAUAACAAAUACAACUACAAUACUCGAGUAGUAAAAUAGGAGGGAGGUGCUUCCGUGGCGUUACAUAAUCUGGGCCACUUAGUUCGACUAGUCAAAAUAUAUUGUACCGACGCGUCGCGAAGAGGAGACUCAGGAGCCUCGUCAGGUGACUGCAGGUCCUCCCUCGCCACAAUGGUCCACACCGCGCCCUCGUGUGCUGACUGAGUGCUGGUUGAACACACCAACACCCUAUUCGCACACUCCCUUCGUCAAGUCGGCCACCCAGCGCCGCCCAGGGACUCAAAAUGGAUCUACUGUGUUGCGAGAAUGCAACGGUGGACCUUGAUAUGAAGUGCAAAUCUUACUUAGAUCCCGUGUUACUGCGUGACGACCGAGUGCUCCUUAACCUCUUGAACUUGGAAGAAAAAUACAUGCCCAAUUCGAGUUAUUUCUCGUGUGUGCAGACAGACGUGGAGCCUCGCAUGCGGGACACCGUGGCCCAUUGGAUGCUGGAAGUGUGCCAGGAGGAGCAGCAAGAGGAGGAGGUCUUCACGCUCGCCAUGAACAUGAUGGACCGCUUCCUCUCGCUGGUCAAGGUGAAGAGAAACCAGCUCCAGCUCCUCGGCACCGUCUGUCUCUUCCUCUCCUCCAAAAUCAAGGAGUCCCCGCCCCUGGACCCAACCCGCCUCGUCUACUACACCGACUUCUCCAUCACCAUCGAGGAGAUCAGGAAGUGGGAGCUGCUCGUGCUGUCGCGGCUCAAGUGGGACCUCGCGGCCAUCACGCCUCACGCCUUCCUCGACCAGAUCAUCGCCCGCCUUCACCUCAGCUUCCCGGAGACUCAGAUCCGAGUUAUCCGAGAGACAGCCACCUUCUUCAUCACAGUCUGCGCCACCGACGCGCGGUUCACCUCAAACCCUCCGUCAAUGGUGGCGGCAGCGGCGGUGGCGUCAGCUAUCCAGGGAGUCCUACACAGGCACGAGAUGGAGCAGGAGGCGGCAGCGGUGGCGCCCCUCAGUAUGGACUCCCACGGCGACCACACCUCCGCUCAGCAGUACAUGCAGGAUCUCUACCAUCGCCUGCAUGACAUCACCCAGAUCGACACGGACUGCCUGAAGGAGUGUCACCGACAGAUCGAGAUCUGGACGCAGAGCAGCGGUCACAGUCCCGCUCACAGUGCGGAGUCCACCACCCCGACUGAUAUGCAGGACGUCAUGUUCUGACGGCAGAAUCCGAGCACCGACCUCCUCCCUCACCCUCGCCAACAGGCUGGGGGCUCAGAGCCCUCUCUGGAGUCCCCCGGGGCCAGCCCCAACACUGCCACUUUCUGCAGUCGGUGACUACGGAUCUAUGAAGACCCGUCGGCACCGACACGACCGGCGUGGUUGUUGCUGCCCCGCCGGUGUGGGCGUGGGGCCUGCCGCCCCUCCAUUCCAAAGGGACGGCCGCCCCCACCAUGCCUACCAUGUGCACAAGCUAGUCGGGUUGCUAAUUUAUAUCGGAUAUAAACUGACAUAAGCUAUCGCUAUUGCUACUGCUGUUCUGGGCAUGUCUGCCACCCUGAGUGCUCCUCCUACCCGUUGCCUUCCCUUCCGGAGCUCCGCCGCCUUCUCUUCACAACCGCCUCGCCCUUCUUAUCUUAACACCAGCGGCGCCUCUUCACGCUGAUCCUCCCGCCUACGCCGCCCACGCCGCCCAGUAACGCACCGUAAGGCUGGCGGAGUUUUGUCUCUGCUGGCGCCACUCCUGGCGGUAGACGCUGACAAGUGCCAGGAAAGGUUGGUGAUUACCAUCAACAGGGCGGAGGCCGCCGGGUGGGCGUGCCCUGGCCCGACCUGCCCACACGCCCCACCUUCCUGGACGGUCGCCUCUGAACUGUGGCCUUGGGGAAGCCUGCUGAAGCACCGAAGAGACAAAUAUUGGUGUGUCCUUAACUAGGUGAGAGAGGAGCCUUCCGCAAUUGGACAAUUGUUUAGGUCUUUGGAGAGCUGUUUCCCACGCAGGGGCAGCGGUGGCCGGCGGGGCAGUAGCCACGCUCCGCCUCCUGCCUGCAGGCGUGGCUGGCACCAAAACUGUGAUUGAUUUUCUACUAAUACGAACUCCGAAAAUAUGAGAUAUACGAAAAAAGAAAAAAAAAGUGAAAGUGGAUUGUAGGACUACUGUUAAGAGAAAUUUCGAUGUGAUAUAACCUUAGAGUGGAGCCUUAGCUUAAGGUCACCUGACAAGUGUAGGGUAAGAGUAGGAAGCGAACGACAGAUAGGCGUUAUUGGUCCCUUUCACCUGGCACGCAUUCCCCGUCGGCCUCACCGCCCACUAGGGGUCCAAAGCGUCAUAACAGCAAAACCGCUCCAUUAUGACGAAGACAACGGCUUCAGGACGCAAAGUGUCCAUGGCGGAGACAAAGUGGUGGUCAGUAAGGCUUCGACAGCGGUCAGGAUUCCUUUUAUAUUUUUUCACUUUGAUUUUAUGCUGUUAUUUUUACCAAGCUUUCCUUAAAUAUCUUGGAAGUUUAUUGUAUCAUAUUACCUAAGACGAGAUGUCUUGUUUGUUCCCACUUGGAAACUUUAGUCUUUUUAUAUCUACAAAUUAUAACUAUUAUUAUUAUUAUUAUUAUCAUUAUUAUUAUUAUUAUUAUUAUUAUUAUUAUUAUUAUUAUUGCUUUGUCUUCCUAGACCCAUAACUUCCGGCCUGGUAGUUGCUAUAUGUCGCUUUGAUAACCAUCCCACCCCAUGUCCAGCACCUUCUCAAGAUUAGCUUUGAUUUCAUUUUCCUUCUUUUAUUCGCUCCUUAGUUUGAGUCAGUAUUGGAAAGACAGUCGGUAUAUUGUCCUAUCGCUCCACACCAUUAGCUUCCUCCACGUAGUGUUCUGCAUUGUAAGAACUAAGCGCUGUGACUCCCCGCCCCGACCCUCCCACUAUUAUGGUUGCCAGCAGAACUGUGCACGUUCCUUUUACAUUAAUUCUUAAGGUGUGUCGCUGCUGUCCAGGCUCUCACUCUCACUCUCACUCUCACUCUCACUCUCACUCUCUCUCUCUCUCUCUCUCUCUCUCUCUCUCUCUCUGAUCAAAUUCGCGUUAAGACAUAGAAAGGUCACUCUUUUAUCAUUUUAUAAUUUCUGAGCUGUAAAAAAGUAUUAUACAUAUGUAUUUUUUUUUUUUGUUGACCAUAAUAGUUACUUGCAUCGUUCCUUUUUUUAUCUUUUUUUUUUUCUUAUUCUUGGCAUUUGAAUCCCUGGAGGAGACCCACACUCGGUAUCUCGCGUGUUGCCUUAGGUCGUCGUGUUCUCUCAAGAUCAGUUAAGGCAACUGAUCUUGGUCUCUGCCUCGGUCGCGUGUUUAGUAACUUCCCCUUCAAGCGACCCUCCCGCCGCUGGUGACCGCCUCCUGCCGCACUAGUCCUCCGAAGGGAACCCGCCAGUGUAACCCGACCCUUCCCCCCUCAUCGUCACCAGUCCCCCUCCCUCCUUCCUCCUUCCCUCCCUCGCACUGCAGGUUUUAUACAGGCAAGACGUGCUUAGCUACUUCUAUUUAUACUGAUUUAUUGAAACACAAAAAAAGAUACUUAUUUAAUGCAUGUUAGCUUUCCAUGGGAUUAAAAAAACGUUUUGGCUCUUCGUAUGUGUGCGCCUUGGUUGUUGUUAGUAUUUUUUAUCAUGAACCAAGUGACUCGUACGGUUCUCCCUCAUCGAUGUAUACUACGACUACUGCUACUACUACUACUACUACUACUACUACUACUACUACUACUACUACUACUACUACUAUACCGGGUUAGGAGUUCCGGGGUGGUCAAGCUACAUAUGUUUCUAAUGAAGGCAACGAUGACCUCGCCUCCCCCUCACACACACCCCGGGUAGCCGCCCUGCCUCCCUCCUUAGGUCACUUUUGAAGGCCCUGUCACGCCACUACUCCCCUCCACUCCCCUCCCCCUUUAUAUGGUGUCUUAAGGUUAUCAGACCAUGCCCUCUACACACACACACACACACACACACACACACACACACACACACACACACACACACACACACACACACACACACACACACACACACACACACACAUACUCUCUCUCUCUCUCUCUCUCUCUCUCUCUCUCUCUCUCUCUCUCUCUCUCUCUCUCUCUAGCAUCCCAUUCUGUUUGUUUUGGCCACCAUGUCACCAGCUGAGAUGUCUUCAAUCUUAUCUUGUAUUUGUACUUAUAAUCAUCAACUAGUCAGGUCGUUAACUCAUCCCAAACAUCACCACCACCACUACCACCACCACCGCUACCAACAUCUAUACACGUGGAGCAGUGAUCGCUACACGCUGUUAGAGACGAAAACUUUAGUCAGUCAGUCAGUCAGUCAGGAGGUGCGUCAGGACACGAUUACGUACUUGUUUCCUUUCCCUUACUUGGUUAAGAUUAUUUUUUUUUAUUUCUAUUCAUUCUUUGCUAUUAUUCAUUGUACCAAGUUACCUACCAGUUACGACUACUACUACUCUACUACUACUACUACUACUACUACUACUACUACUACUACUACUACUACUACUACUACUACUACUGUUAAUGGAGCAAUGAAAACUGUCUUAAAUUUUGCUUCUCUAUCUAUAACGACGACGAUCAGUGUGUGUGUGUGUGUGUGUGUGUGUGUGUGUGUGUGUGUGUGUGUGUGUGUGUGUGUGUGUGUGUGUGUGCGUGUGGCUAAGAAAAAAAACUAACAAUUCCUGUGCCAGUAUCUACCCAAGCGCUAAAGAUAUAGAUAGUACUCCUCGCUGUCUGCCUACUGCUAUCACCCCGCCACGCCACGCCUAAAUGCUCGCCUGUCUUGGCCUCACCUCUGAACCCAAACCCUACACCACUCAAAGCCCGCAUCCCCCGCCGCCACGCCUCUCCACUGCAUAUGGACCACUAAGCACUUAAGCAUUCCACAUUACGAACAUUUUUCCCCUCUUGUGGACAGACACGUGUAUUGAAAUGUGUUCUUGUCCUGUUCUGCGCCGCCCUAACCAUCCAGUCACUCAUCCAGCUCAGCCAACCAUGCCCCGAGUCCCUCCUUUAGCCUUAAACUGUAUCCCCGUCACACUUCAGGCAACGAAAAGGCAUACUUUAUAUAGUGUUCUUUUUAAGAUAUCCUCAGGCCGUUCCUAGCGUCGCCUCUACUAAGAGUAUUUAUUAUUAUGAUUAUUUGUCUGCUGUUUGAGUUAUAUUUCGAGGGCAGGGUUUUCAUUAUGCUUAUUGUUGUUAUUAUUAUUUUUAUCAUUAUUAUUGUUAUUAUUAUUUUCAUUAUUAUUUUUGUUAUUAUUAUUAUUAUUUUCUCAGGUUGGUAAGACUAUAUAUGCCAGUUUCCCCUUUCGCCUCGAACUUUUUAUUAUUUUUUUUACUUUAUUUAAUUAUUUAUUUCCUGAUGAUGUUCUACGCUUAAUUACUCCACGUCGCAUCCUUAUUUAGCAUUGUACAGACUUUCAUGUAUGGUAACAAAAAAAAAACUUGUAGGUGUUUGCUUGUAGUCUUUUUUUUUAUUAUCUAUUAUAAUUUACGGUACACAGAGAAACUAAUCUACUAAAACAAAAUAUCUAUUGUGCAUGGGUGGUAAAGUACAAUGAAGUAAAUAGUGUGUACUUCAAAUCAGAGUCAGUGGCUUAUGUUAUACACGGGACGAUGUUCACUUUUUUUUUUUUUUAUUCUUUUUUUUUCUUUUUUUUUCUUUAUCUAUUAUCAUUUUUUUUAGGCUUGUUGACUUUCUCCUCGUUCGUCGUUAUAUUGUAACUUCUCUCGCACUCCUAUAUCCUGACUCUUAUAGAUAAUGGAAUGUUUAAGACAGUUAUGUAGUGGACAAAAAAAAAUACAGUAUACACCUUUGUAAUGUUAACGAGAAUAAUACAUACUUGCAGCUUCAGCAAGGUUGGCUCAGGAGAUAAAGGAGAUAAGACAUUCAUGGUGGUGCCAAAUUGUCAUAUAUUAUCGCUUUUGCUGCCAAAUUGUAUCAUCAUCAGACAUCCAUCGUUAUGUUCUGUAUUUCUACUUACGUACGUGUUGUCUUCACGCUGUGUAUGUGUGUCUUUGUUGUUGACGCGUAACUAGCCAGCAAACAGUUUCGGGGGACGUCGGUUGUACUCUACUAUACUACUAUACUCUAUAUCUGUGGGAUGCGCCCCCGCUCCAGUGACCACACACACACACACACACACACACACACACACACACACACACACACACACACACACACACAUGUACACA
This is a messenger RNA of Portunus trituberculatus (swimming crab), 6493 nucleotides long. Its product is annotated as G1/S-specific cyclin-D2-like. The transcript is spliced from 5 exons. The coding region runs from base 580 to 1497 and encodes 305 amino acids. Lineage: Eukaryota; Metazoa; Arthropoda; Malacostraca; Decapoda; Portunidae. Gene Ontology annotation, cellular component: nucleus; cytoplasm; cyclin-dependent protein kinase holoenzyme complex. Gene Ontology annotation, biological process: mitotic cell cycle phase transition; regulation of cyclin-dependent protein serine/threonine kinase activity; positive regulation of G1/S transition of mitotic cell cycle. The record is from RefSeq and is a predicted model, not a curated record. Gene Ontology annotation, molecular function: cyclin-dependent protein serine/threonine kinase regulator activity.